UUUGCUGUCAUAUAUAGUGCUUAAACAAUUUUAGUUAUUUUGAUACUUAACUGUGUUUGAUUGUUUUCUAAACUAACGAAAUUUUGUGGUUUUAUUUGCAGUGUGUCGUUGUGUGUUAUGUGUGUCUCUCUGGUUAGACAAUACUUUACAGCGGUUUGUUUUUAAAGAGCAACACAGAGUAGGGAACUAUGGCGGCAAGUUCUUCUGUGUACAAUCCGUAUGAACAUCGAGAAGUAUUUGCUCCACUUUCCAAUAUAGAUGCGUUUAUAUCGUUACUAAAAUGUGUUGUUGGCACUGGCAUUUUGGCCAUGCCUCUGGCUUACCUUUAUUCGGGCAUGAUAGGAGGGACAGUGUUGACCAUUAUAACCACCAUUGUGCUCAUCCAUGGGAUGCAUUUGCUGAUUUUGUGUAUGGUGGAGUCGAGCCGUAGACAAGAGAUGCCGUACUGUUCCUUUCCGGAGAGCAUGUCGUAUGCCUUUAGUGUGGGUCCAAGUUGGUGUCGGUAUUGCUCGAAAGCAUCUGCCUAUGUGGUCGAUGGGGUUUUGGGCCUCGCACAUUAUGGCGUCACAGUUGUCUAUAUUGUUUUUGUGGCCGAGAAUUGCCGCCAGUUGCUGGUGGCCAUCCAUAACCAAAACGUGGAUUUGCGCAUAUUCAUUGCUGUGGUGGGGUUUUUAGUGUUGCCCUUGUUUCUGGUGCGGCAUCUAAAGUAUCUGGUGCCCUUUAACAUUUGUGCCAAUAUACUUAUGUAUAUGGGCUUUAUCAUAAUAAUUGUUUAUCUCUUUAGAGGAUUACCGGCGUUUGGGGAUCGGCACAUGUUUGGAGAUCCCAUUAAGCUGCCUCUAUUUUUUGGUAUUGUCCUCUUUGCCGUCACCUCGGUGGGCGUGAUGCUAGCCAUAGAAGCGAAAAUGAAGACUCCCCAAAAGUAUUUGGGCUGGUUUGGCAUACUCAAUUUGGCCUCGUUUUUUGUGAUCAUAACGAAUAUUAUUUUUGGCGUUAUGGGCUACUGGCGUUAUGGUGAGGAUUUAGCGGCUAGUAUAACCCUUAAUAUACCCACCGAUCAGUUGUUUUCCCAAUUAUCCAAAGCCCUGAUAGCAAUUUCGAUUUUCUUGUCGUAUCCUCUGUCCGGUUAUGUGACAAUUGAUAUUAUUAUGAAUCGGUAUAUAGCCAGUAAUCGUGAACUAAAGCAUCCACAUUUUAUUGAGUAUGCAGUAAGGAUAAUUUUUGUCAUCAUUGGCACACUCAAUGGCAUUGCCUUUCCGAAUUUGGGUCCAUUGCUGGCUCUGGUUGGUGCCUUUUCAAUAUCCCUGUUGAAUCUUGUAUUUCCUGCCUGCAUGGAGUUGAGCCUGUAUUAUAGAGAACCCAAAGGCUAUGGCUUGGGCAAAUGGAAGCUGUGGAAGGACAUUGCCUUGAUACUUGUUGGCAUUGUUAUUCUAUCCUAUGGCACCUAUGCGGCAGUCGUUCAAAUAAUUGAGGAAUACGGUGAAGGAAAUAAAUCAUCGAGAGUUAAUGAAAGACAUUUAAGUGAUCCGCUACUUAAAAUCAUUGCCGAAACAAUGCAACCACCUGAAGCUGGCACAGAUUCUCCCAUAAUGUUAUAGAUUAGUUUCGUGUAGUAAUAAAUCUAUAGACCCUU
Messenger RNA from Drosophila willistoni, 1633 nucleotides. RefSeq names its product glutamate transporter polyphemus. Lineage: Eukaryota; Metazoa; Arthropoda; Insecta; Diptera; Drosophilidae. The transcript is spliced from 6 exons. Gene Ontology annotation, cellular component: vacuolar membrane. The record is from RefSeq and is a predicted model, not a curated record. Bases 189 to 1598 code for a protein of 469 amino acids. Gene Ontology annotation, biological process: amino acid transmembrane transport. Gene Ontology annotation, molecular function: amino acid transmembrane transporter activity.